GGGAUAUUCUAUCAAUGGUUGAAACUUGAAAUAUUGAAAUCGAAAGCAAAUUUGUAUUUUUUUUCCCUUUCGAAUUUAAGAAGGUAAAAAGAGAAGAGGGGGGAAGGCUAACUCAAGAUGCGAUCUUUUAUUUGAUCCUGGGAGUGUGGUAAAAUCUAGGUCGUUAUUGAUUAUCUGACACUGAAAAACUCAAAAAAGAAGGAAAUGGACGGAGGCGAUGAGGUGCUGACAGCUCCGGCGGGGCCGCCACAACCUUUGGAGUGGAAAUUCUCCCAGGUAUUUGGUGAACGAACGGCUGGAGAAGAAGUUCAAGAAGUUGAUAUUAUCUCAGCAAUUGAAUUUGAUAAAACUGGGGAUCACCUUGCCACUGGUGACCGUGGGGGCCGGGUUGUUCUCUUUGAGAGGACGGAUACAAAGGAUCAUGCGCCAAGAAGGUAUUUGGAGAGAAUGGACUAUCCAAUUAAUCGGCACCCUGAGUUUCGUUACAAGACGGAGUUCCAAAGCCAUGAGCCUGAGUUUGACUAUCUCAAGAGCUUGGAAAUAGAGGAAAAAAUUAACAAAAUCAGAUGGUGCCAAACAGCCAAUGGUGCGCUAUUUCUGCUUUCUACCAAUGAUAAAGCAAUCAAAUUUUGGAAGGUCCAAGAAAAGAAGCUCAAGAAGGUUUCUGAAAUGAAUUUGGACCCCCAAAAAACUGUAGGAAAUGGAAACAUGGCUUGUUCAAGUAAUUCAAAUAGCCCCAUCCCUUUUCUUGCAAAUGGAGGCUCCCCUGACAAAUCCUACAACUAUUUGGAAAAUGAUUUUUCUUUCCCACCCGGAGGCCUGCCAUCAUUGCGUUUACCUGUGGUAGUAACAAGUCAGGAGACCAACCUAGUAGCUAGAUGUCGAAAAGUAUAUGCCCAUGCUCAUGAUUAUCACAUCAAUUCUAUUUCAAAUAACAGUGAUGGUGAAACCUUUAUAUCUGCUGAUGAUCUGCGUAUAAAUCUUUGGAACUUGGAAAUCAGCGAUCAAAGUUUCAAUAUUGUUGACGUAAAGCCUGCAAACAUGGAGGAUCUAACUGAGGUUAUAACAUCGGCAGAGUUCCACCCUACCCAUUGUAAUAUGUUAGCAUAUAGUAGUUCAAAAGGUUCAAUUCGCCUCAUUGAUUUGCGUCAAUCAGCUUUGUGUGAUUCUCAUGCCAAAUUACUUGAAGAACCAGAGUCACCUGGUUCUAGAUCAUUUUUUACAGAGAUAAUCGCCUCAAUCUCAGAUAUUAAAUUUGCAAAAGACGGAAGAUAUAUACUUAGCCGUGAUUACAUGACUCUUAAGCUUUGGGACAUCAAUAUGGAUUCAGGUCCAAUUGCAACGUUCCAGGUUCAUGAAUAUUUGAGACCUAAGCUGUGUGAUUUGUAUGAAAAUGAUUCAAUCUUUGACAAAUUUGAGUGUUGCCUAAGUGGAGAUGGAUUGCGAGUGGCAACAGGUUCUUACAGCAAUCUAUUCCGUGUGUUCGGUUGUGCCCCUGGAAGCACAGAGGCAACAACUUUGGAAGCCAGCAAAAAUCCAAUGAGGAGACAGAUUCAGACUCCCUCAAGGCCUUCCAGAUCCCUAAGCAGUAUAACACGAGUUGUCAGACGAGGAGCUGAAACCUCGGGAAUUGAUGCAAAUGGAAAUGCUUUCGAUUUCACAACAAAGUUGUUGCACCUAAAGUGGCACCCGACCGAAAACUCAAUUGCCUGUGCUGCUGCAAACAGCUUGUACAUGUACUAUGCAUAACUAUGGUAUAAGAAACGUUUUUGCUUGGUUUAACUUUUUUUGGGUUGCUGAUGGCAAAAGCUCCUUUUUCUUUCCCCCCAAACACCGGUAAGUUAAAGGUUACA
Hibiscus syriacus is the source of this 1853-nucleotide messenger RNA. RefSeq names its product serine/threonine protein phosphatase 2A 55 kDa regulatory subunit B beta isoform-like. Gene Ontology annotation, molecular function: protein phosphatase regulator activity; protein binding. Gene Ontology annotation, biological process: peptidyl-serine dephosphorylation. Lineage: Eukaryota; Viridiplantae; Streptophyta; Magnoliopsida; Malvales; Malvaceae. Bases 205 to 1749 code for a protein of 514 amino acids. The transcript has 14 exons. The record is from RefSeq and is a predicted model, not a curated record. Gene Ontology annotation, cellular component: cytosol; protein phosphatase type 2A complex.